CUUCAUGUAAAUUUGGUAUAGUACUUUCAAAGUACAUCCCCAUCAUUGAACACAAUCGUGAUAUCAAUUUUGACACGUAGAAAAGUAUGGCAGAAGAAAAGAAAGCAGAAAGUGGCGGUAGUUCCUCCGCUUUGAAAAAUUUCCUGGCUGGUGGAGUUGGUGGAGUAUGUCUUGUGGCAGCAGGCCAUCCCUUGGACACCAUCAAGGUCCGUCUUCAAACCCAGCCAAAAGUUGGACCUGGAGAAACUCCACUUUUCACUGGAACACUUGACUGUUUCAGGAAGACUAUUUCAAAGGAGGGAUUCCUUGGUCUGUAUAAAGGCAUGGCUACACCUAUAGUUGGAGUUACUCCUCUUUAUGCAUUUUGUUUUCUUGGAUUUUCUGUUGGAAAGAAACUUCAAGAAAAGUAUCCUAAUGAAGAGAUGAGUAAUCUGCAGAUAUUCAAUGCUGGUAUGGUAUCUGGUGUUUUUACAACUGGUAUAAUGACUCCAGGAGAAAGAAUAAAGUGUUUAUUACAGAUUCAACAGGCAUCACCUGAGAAAGCAAAGUACAGUGGUCCUUUAGAUUGUGCGAAGAAAAUAUUCAAAGAAAGUGGAAUAAGAGGACUUUAUAAAGGAACUUGUGCCACACUGUUAAGAGAUUUACCAGGCAGUGGAAUGUACUUUAUGACAUAUGAAGCAUUAUUAAAAUGGUUGACCCCAGAAGGAAAAACACGUAAUGACAUUAGUCCUUUAAGGAUUCUCACUGCCGGAGGUUUUGCCGGCAUGGCAAAUUGGACAGUCUCAAUCGCUCCAGAUACACUCAAGUCCAGACUUCAAACAGCACCAGAUGGGACCUAUCCAAAUGGCGUUCGCGACGUUUUUACACAAUUAAUGCGCGAAGAAGGACCAAAAGGUUUAUUUAAGGGAUUGACACCGAUUAUGUUAAGAGCAUUUCCUGCUAAUGCGGCAUGUUUCCUUGGUUAUGAAAUGGCAAUGAAACUGCUGAACUGGAUCGCACCAAAUUGGUAGCUGCAGUCAGUGAAUUAUUUACACCGUCAUUAAACGAUUGUAGGAAUUAUUGAAUUGUGAAAGUUGAGUAUUGUAUAAAUUUUUACUUUUUAUUUAAUGAAUUUCUUCUAUGUCAAUAAAUAUUGUUUCAUAUUCUAUAUACAAUAGCAAACUCCUAGGA
This is a messenger RNA of Dendronephthya gigantea, 1170 nucleotides long. Its product is annotated as mitochondrial carnitine/acylcarnitine carrier protein-like. Gene Ontology annotation, cellular component: mitochondrial envelope. The transcript has 11 exons. The coding region runs from base 87 to 1010 and encodes 307 amino acids. Lineage: Eukaryota; Metazoa; Cnidaria; Anthozoa; Malacalcyonacea; Nephtheidae. The record is from RefSeq and is a predicted model, not a curated record. Gene Ontology annotation, biological process: carnitine transmembrane transport; mitochondrial transport. Gene Ontology annotation, molecular function: O-acyl-L-carnitine transmembrane transporter activity.